AUGGACAAUCACGCCAGCUUUUUCACUCCUCUCCAGCAGAAAUUUGUCCAAAUUCUGUCUAACUACGAAAAAGAUCCGAAGACCCUGCAAAUUCACGAAGAGUGCGACCAAAUGGACGUCGUGACUUCCUAUUUCAAACUUCUUCUGCUUGAAAAAACGCGUCUUUUGCAAUACGGACAAGCUAGUUUCGCUGUUCACCUCAUUGACGAAGAAAUCGGUCGGCUUUUCAUGGCGCCAAUUUCCAUGGCUGACAUUGGAAUUCUCGAGGAAUGCGGUCGGAAAGCGCUUCGAUUCACUGAACUUGGAGCUCAUUCCUCUGAUUCCGAUGAUUCGAUGCAUUCGGAUGAGGAUGAGGUCACUCUGACCGAAAGUGUUCGAAUCCCGAUCGAAACCUAUCCAACAUACAACUUCAUCGGUCGUAUUAUUGGUCCACGUGGAAUGACUGCCAAGCAGCUCGAAAAAGACACUGGUUGCCGUAUUAUGAUUCGAGGAAGUUAUUCCAACAAAAUCUAUGGAAACUCGGCUCAAAAAAACCACGGAGACGGAGUUCAAGACGCAAUUGACUCUCCACUUCGCGUCAUCAUAGAGACAAGUGGUCCACGUCGUGAAGCAACGGCUCGUAUCACUGAAGCUCUGAAUGUCGUCAAUUCACUCUUGGUUCCACCUCCGGAUGGUCGUGACGAGCUGAAACGCCGACAACUCGUCGAGCUCGCUAUCAUGAACGGCACAUACCGUCCAACUUGCCCCACCCAUGACUAA
Molecule: messenger RNA, 759 nt
Organism: Caenorhabditis remanei
Lineage: Eukaryota; Metazoa; Nematoda; Chromadorea; Rhabditida; Rhabditidae
Exons: 4
Coding region: 1-759 (252 amino acids)
Biological process (GO): regulation of mRNA splicing, via spliceosome
Cellular component (GO): nucleus
Molecular function (GO): mRNA binding
Source: RefSeq, a predicted model, not a curated record